AUGGUCUCCGACUCCCAAGAAACGGAUUCGGAAUGGGACUUUGUUCAGGCGCUGGACCUGCUGCUAUCACCAAGUGGUGGGCGCUCUUACCUCAAACCCCUCCGACACCCAGUUUCUGCGCCGUCUAAUGAACGACGGACUGGAGAUCGUGUCAGCAGCUCGACCACGACCGAGCCUCACCCGGGUCAUGAUAGCUACGAUGAUGGAUCUGUUUUCAAACUACUCCAUUCUGAUCUCGGCAACUGGGCCUCAACCUCUGAAAAGAAUAAAGGAGUCGGUUUGUCAGUGUCAUCAAAGCGUCUCCCAGAUGUCCCCAAUUCCCAACAGUCCCCUAAGGGUGGCUUCUCGUCGCAAGCCCCUCAGACAGGGCCACCUCAAUCCUGUUACAAGUCCCCUCCUAUCACAGUGCCGCCAAUAGCUGAAGUUACCAAGGCCACUGUCAUGGGUAUCUCUACACACCCGCCUUCGUCUCAUAUCACUAUUCUCAGACGGCCAUCAAAGGGUACGGAUGACCAUAUCUCUGUCAAUCCACAGCCCCAACCUCCUGUGCGCACAAUUCCAGAUACCAGUCAUUCGAAAGCUAUGCCCAGGGCCAAGCCCAAGCCGAACAAGAAACAUAAACAAGCCCCCAAGAACAAUACUUCUGAAAGCAGUGCCGAAGCCGAGUCAGAUUUAAGUCCCGUGUUAUUCGACCGCCCCCUCCCCAAGAAGUCGGGGGUGCUGUUUGUUCCGUCGCAAGUCGGCUCGCAUGAUGUACGGAAUAGCAUUGAAGAUACCCCGCCCUCUUCAUACGAUGAUGCCGUCGAAUAUUUGAGUUCGGACAAGACCAAGAGCAUCGGCUCUUUCACUGGUCCCGUGCGUCUUUACCCGAAGUACACGGAUGAGUUGGAGCGACGUGUGUCUCUUAUGUCAAAGCUUUUAAAUACGUUUGACGAUUAUGUCCAACUUGUCUCUCAAUUGGGACGCCCUCAAGUCUCCAGCAACAAUCUGGAGUCACGCCCUGUUCAUGUCUUUGUUGAUAUGUCCAACAUUUUGGUGGGAUUUCAUGAUGCAGUUAAAAUUGCACGAAAUAUCCCCACCACCAGUCGGGUCCGCCGCCUGGACAUCUCUUUCAUCAACUUGUCUCUAAUCAUGCAACGUGGCCGCACUACCGCCAAGACAGUCUUGGUUGGUUCGGACCGUCUACCAUCCAUCGAUGAAGCCGAGAAACUUGGCUAUGAAGCAAAUAUUUUAGACCGUGUUCACAAGAUGAAGCACACCCCCUCUCGUCUUUCGAAAUUUCGCAAGCCACCCGGCAAAGGAUCUCAGUUUGGUAAGCCCGAAAUGGCCGGUACCUCUGCAGAACGCUGGGUCGAGCAAGGUGUGGACGAAAUUCUACACAUGAAGAUUCUCGAAAGCCUGGUUGAUACGGAUGAACCCGCAACUAUUGUGCUGGCGACUGGAGAUGCAGCGGAAGCUGAGUAUUCUGCUGGGUUCAUGCGCAUGGUGGAGCGGGCGCUGCAGCGCGGCUGGAACGUCGAACUGGUCAGCUUCUCGCACAUCAUGAGCCAUGCAUACAGUAGGAAGGAGUUCCGUGAGAGGUGGGGUAAGCAAUUCAAGAUCAUCGAAUUGGAUCAAUAUGCAGAAGAACUUUUUGGGUAA
Molecule: messenger RNA, 1641 nt
Organism: Penicillium pulvis
Lineage: Eukaryota; Fungi; Ascomycota; Eurotiomycetes; Eurotiales; Aspergillaceae
Product: NYN domain-containing protein
Exons: 1
Coding region: 1-1641 (546 amino acids)
Biological process (GO): protein import into nucleus
Cellular component (GO): nucleus
Molecular function (GO): guanyl-nucleotide exchange factor activity; small GTPase binding
Source: RefSeq, a predicted model, not a curated record